AUUUGUUUAUAUUUAUAUAUAUACUUUCUAAAUUAGCUAUGAAAAUUUUUAAAUCGAUAUACCUUUUUUUUAUUAUAGUAUGUGUAUUUAAAAUAUCAAGCAUAGAAUGCUAUGAAAAAAAGAAGAAUAACCAGAAACCAACAGGAUAUGUGGGAUUAUUUGAAGAUAAUAUAGAUCAAAGAAAAUCAUUGGUUUUAGAUGGGAAGAGUGAUUAUUUAUCAAGCAAUAUAUUUAUUGGGUCAGAUCCUUUUAAUGUCAUUAUAGAUACAACUUUAAAUUAUUUAAUUGUAGCAGAAAGAAAGUGUGAUGGUUGUUCACAAUUUCCUCCAUACUACAGAGAAUCAGCAGUAUUCGAAAAUAUACCAUGUGACUCACCAACGUGCCAUGCUAUUGGAAACACUUGCGAGAAACCAAACAAAUAUAACCCACCAACAUGCGGCUAUGAAACAGUUUUACAACCAUAUGGUGCAAAUAUUAAAACAAUUUUAUAUAGGGAUAUUAUAUCUAUUGAUGAUUUUAAGAAUAUUCCAGUCAUAAUCUCUGCAAUCUAUGAACAAAGUAAUGGUCCAUCAUUAAGAUCUGCCAUUCUAGGUGUUGGUCCAAGUUGCCCUACUUGUCCACCUAGUCCACUACAAACUUUAUUAUAUACAUUAAAAAAACCAUAUAUAUUUGGAAUUUCAUUAGAUAAAAAUUAUUUUGGAGGUAUUUCAAUUGGAAUAGUUGAUCCAUUACUUUAUACAGGAUCAAUAAACUAUACAGCAAUGAGUAAAAAGGAUGGACUUUACUCAAUAUCUCCUAGUAUUAUUGGUGGUUUUUGGAAUGGUCAAAUUUUUAACCUAACUAGAAGCAAUGACAUUAAAAGAUUCAUUCUAUCAUCAUCAUCAUCACUAUCCUAUAUUCCUUCCUCUUCUUAUUCCAAAUUAAAAACUUUUUUAAAAAAUGGUGGAUGUCAAAACGAUUUAGAUUUCUGUUCAAAAAUUGACCUGUUAUUUAAUUCAUGUGUUAAUGCAAGUCAAAUCUCAAUUGAUAGGUUUCCUAAUAUCGAUUUUUAUUUUGAUGAACAAUUCAUAUUAAACAUCCCACCAAAAAACUAUUUCCAUUUAAUUUCUAGAAAUAAUCAGGUUUAUGUUUGUAUGGGAAUUUUGGAAUCACCUGAUCAAAAUGCAAUUAUUGGUAUUAAUUUAAUGAGGGAGCUAUACACUGUUUUUGAUAACGAAAAUUCUCGUAUUGGUUUUGGUCGUGGUGGUUAAGAAUAGAUAAUUAUCAUAAUAAUCAUAAUAAUAAAAUAAAUAAAUAAAACAAAAUAAUCAAAUAAACACACAUUACACCCCCUUUUUUUUCAAAAUUUUUAAAAAAAAAAAUAGCAAUAGAAAAAUUUGAUUUAAAGUAAUACUAUUGUAUUAUUUUUUAUUCAUAUUCUUAAAUAAAUUAUUUGUUAUCAGGUGUGAACAAAUUUAAUUUAUC
This is a messenger RNA of Dictyostelium purpureum, 1464 nucleotides long. RefSeq lists its product as uncharacterized. Lineage: Eukaryota; Evosea; Eumycetozoa; Dictyosteliales; Dictyosteliaceae. The transcript is spliced from 7 exons. Gene Ontology annotation, molecular function: aspartic-type endopeptidase activity. The record is from RefSeq and is a predicted model, not a curated record. The coding region runs from base 39 to 1250 and encodes 403 amino acids. Gene Ontology annotation, biological process: proteolysis.